AUGAUAAACAUAGAACAAAUAGAAGAAAUACUAAAAAGUAAACCAUUUUCAAAAGUUAUAAUUUUAUUAAAAGAUAAUAGUAAUGAUACAAACAAAAAUCAAAUUACUGAAGAAAUAACAGAUGUAGAAGAAAAUGAAAAAAAUGAAGAAUUAAAUAAAAACCAAGAAAAUAAUAAUACAACUA
Diversispora eburnea is the source of this 184-nucleotide messenger RNA. Lineage: Eukaryota; Fungi; Glomeromycota; Glomeromycetes; Diversisporales; Diversisporaceae. The record is from the annotation of a GenBank genome assembly.